Molecule: messenger RNA, 1575 nt
Organism: Eucalyptus grandis
Lineage: Eukaryota; Viridiplantae; Streptophyta; Magnoliopsida; Myrtales; Myrtaceae
Product: protein LURP-one-related 7
Source: RefSeq, a predicted model, not a curated record
UCUUCAGUAAGAAAUCUCCAUUUCGCACGCUUCACGAACACAACGUUGGCGUUUUCAGACCGAAGACUCUCUCUCUCUCUCUCUCCAUGGAUGCCGCAUCCGACGUCGCAGUUCCGGCAUCCGACGCCGCAGUUCCGGCAUCCGACGUCGCAGUUCCCGCAUCCGACGCCGCAGUUCCCGCAUCCGACGCCGCAGUUCCCGCAUCCGACGCCGCAGUUCCGGCAUCAUCCGACGCCGCAGUUCCGGCAUCCGACGCCGCAGUUCCGGCAUCCGACGCCGCAGUUCCGGCGAUCCUGCCGAUUCCGAUCGACCUGUUCGGGUCGAAGAAGCACAAGAACCUCCCUCGCGGCGAGCUGGGGUUCGUCGAUUCCUCCGGUAAUCCCGUCUUCAGGAUCGUCCGCCAACCCAAAUCGUCGUCAUUGUCGUCGCCGCCGCCGCCUCGUCGUGACACGAAAUCGCUUCUCGAUGCUGCAGGCGAUCCGAUCUUAUCCAUCGCUCGCGGUCGCGUGAGUGAUCCUCUGCCUUCCAUCUCUUCUUCUUGGUCCUCGUUUGAAACGGUCAAAUUUCGUUUUUUUUUCCUUUGUCCUUUGAAAGGGUCGUGGCAAAUCUUCAAAGUUGAUAUGGACAAAGAGAAAGAGUUGAUAUGCAACGUGCAGAGAACUCGAAAUUCCCUCACCAGAACAGAGCUAGAGGUCCUUGUUAUUGGUGAAAGCUGCGGCAGUCUAGGUUCAUCCUUCAAGAUGAGGGGCUUUCCGUUCCAGAAGUCUUGCACAAUCUAUCAAGGUGAUUCCAUAGUCGCCCAGACUAGCCUUAUGUACAAGCUUCACCAGAUUUAUGUGAGAAGGGGAAAAUUUCGAUUAACGAUAUAUCCUGGCUCUAUUGAUCAUGCCUUCAUCGUUGCGCUUGUCGUUAUCUUUCUUUCUAGCGGGAAGUAGCAUGCCUUUUCCUUUUUAUGCAAACUGUUAAUGAAAGGACGUCCUGGAAUAAUCUCUGCAAAAGAUGGCUUUUCUCUUCAGUGGUCCAACGUUUAUGGCUUUUUUUUUAAAUGCCAAUUUCUCCCCCACAGAUGCUUCUUUCCAGCAUACAAGAUGCCAUGCGGGACAAGUUCAAUCCUCCUUUGCAGCUUCUUGGAUCGGCAGUCUCAUCAGGGAUUCUCCACUUUCAACAUCUGAUAAAUCAGAUCAGAUGCCCAACAUGAAGUAUUUGCUUGUUGCUGAAUAAAAGAAUGACUCAACGGAGGGGCGACGGGAAAAUGGAGGAACCAACAAUAGCUAUCAUGCCAACAAUUCAAAUAGUUGAAGCUAUCUUCAAGAUGCUGCUGUGAAUUUGCUUGCCCUGGUCUAGGGCUGCAGAUCUUGCAUAGGCCCUCAAAAAUUUAACUUUGGAUGAUAAUUUGAUGUCAUUCAACUAGAGCUGAAAAGCUGACCCUUUGUUCAGCUUAAAGUUCGAUUAUGAUUCUUUGCAGACCAACUUUCCUGCCUCAUAGUUCUGUAUCCACAUUUCGUGGUAUUGGAAAUUUGGAAUGUAGUUUUGGUGGCGAUUAUGAUUCUUUGCAAACCAGCUUAAGUUCGAUUA